AUGAGAGGUUUCGUAUCUAUUUCAGACUCCGAACUCGAGGAGUUGGGUGAACAGCUACCUCGUUACCGACCUGACUCCAUAGCGGCUCUUCGCAGAGCGACCAGGUUCACGGAGCCGGAACUCAAAAGAUUGUACCGAGGCUUCAAAGCGGAAUGUCCCACGGGCGUCGUCAAAGAAGAGACCUUCAAACUCAUCUACUCUCAGUUCUUCCCGCAAGGAGCCAACACGGCGCAGUACGCACACUACGUAUUCAAUACAUUGGACCAAGAUCGAAGUGGCUUGUUGAGUUUUGAGGAAUUUGUGACUGGAUUGUCGGUAUUAUCAAGAGGUACGCUCGAAGAAAAAUUAAAAUGGACCUUCUCUCUAUACGACAUCAACGGCGAUGGUUACAUAACUAAAGAAGAAAUGACUGAGAUUGUAACUGCUAUUUAUGAUCUAAUGGGAAAAAUAGUUGAACCUAUGAUCGAUGACGAAGCUGUACGAGAAAAAGUUGAAAGAAUGUUUCAGAAAAUGGAUCUGAACCGUGAUGGUGUUUUAACAUUGGAUGAGUUUCUCGACUGUUGCCUUCGUGAUGAAGACAUCUCGCGCUCUAUGGGAGUGUUUGACAGCAACUUCUGA
Molecule: messenger RNA, 618 nt
Organism: Danaus chrysippus (African queen)
Lineage: Eukaryota; Metazoa; Arthropoda; Insecta; Lepidoptera; Nymphalidae
Source: the annotation of a GenBank genome assembly